UCCAUCGGCUGCCUGCCGCUUCGCCUCUCGCCUCCUCUCCUCGCCUCGCCUCGCCUCUCCACUCCCCCACCGCGCCGUUCUUUAAUGGGGCGAGCCCAACAACAAACACUGACACAAGGAGAACACCACCCGGUUCCCAGACCAGACCAACUCCUCCUCCCUCCCUUCCUCUCUCCCCGCCCCCACUCCUCCUUCCCUCCCGGGGAGGACAGGACAGCAGAGCCCGUCCACCACCAACCCACCGCCACCCGCGUCGCCAUGGCGCAGCCCGGGCGAGGACGGGACCCGGAGCUGUUCGCGGAGCUGUGGCGCGCCUGCGCCGGGCCGCUGGUGGAGGUGCCGCAGCGCGGCGAGAGGGUCUUCUACUUCCUCCAGGGCCACCUGGAGCAGCUGCAAGAGCCGACGGACUCGGCGCUGCUGGCCGAGCAAAUCAAGAUGUUCCAGGUGCCCUACAAGAUCCUCUGCAAGGUCGUCAACGUCGAGCUCAAGGCCGAGGCGGAGACGGACGAGGUGUACGCCCAGAUCACCCUGCAGCCGGAAUCUGACCAAGACAACCUGCCCCUCAUCUGCGACCCAAUUCUGCCGGAGACGCCCCGGCCAGUGGUGCACACCUUCUGCAAGAUCCUGACGCCGUCCGACACCAGCACCCACGGCGGCUUCUCCGUGCUCCGCCGCCACGCCAACGAGUGUCUCCCGCCGCUGGACAUGGCGAUGCCGACACCGACUCAGGAGAUCAUCUCCAAGGACCUCCAUGGAUCUGAGUGGAGGUUUAAGCACAUCUACAGAGGUCAACCCCGCAGGCACCUUCUGACGACCGGAUGGAGCACAUUCGUCACAUCAAAGAAGCUGAUGGCUGGCGAUGCCUUUGUCUACCUAAGGAGUGAGACAGGAGAGCAGCGUGUCGGAGUGAGGCGCCUUGUGCAGAAGCAAAGCACGAUGCCGGCGUCCGUUAUAUCAAGCCAGAGCAUGCAUCUCGGGGUGCUUGCAAGUGCAUCUCAUGCUCUCAAGACCAACUCCAUUUUCGUGGUCUACUACAGGCCCAGGUUAAGCCAGAGCCAGUACAUUGUCAGCGUGAACAAGUACCUUCAAGCUAGUAAGACUGGAUUUACUGUGGGCAUGAGGUUCAGGAUGAACUUCGAAGCAGAAGAUGUCCCUGUGAAGAAGUUUUUUGGGACUAUAGUUGGUGAUGGUGAUCUUUCUCCACAGUGGUCAGGUUCUGAAUGGAAGUCACUCAAGGUCCAAUGGGAUGACUCGGUCGCAAUUUGCAACGGCCCUGAGAGGGUUUCUCCUUGGGAAAUUGACUCAUCUGAUGGCUCCUCGCCUGCCAUCAGUGCACUGCUGCAAUCAUCGGCGAAGAACAAGCGUCCAAGGGAGACAAAUGAAAACUUUGAUCUUCCAUCACAGGAGCCGACUCAGGAGUUUUGGCUGUCUGGAAUGACACAGCAGCAUGAGAGGACAUAUGUUGGUUCUAGUGACCCCAACCGUAUCUCUGGGUAUCAUCAAAUUCUUUGGCCAAGCAGUGAACCCGCAGGGUAUGGUGCCAUGAGCAGCAGUUCGGUUUGUCAAACUCCAUUGGGGCUUGGUGAUGGUUGGCCCAAGGAUUUCAACCCUUCAAGCCAGGGGAUCUCUCCUACCCUGUCAGAGAUUACUCAGAAGCUGAAUCGGGUUGCCAGCAGUGAAGGAAGAACUCCUCCUCCUUGGGCUACUGCACUUUGUGGUGGUUACCGGGCUGAGGAACCUACUUCCAAGCUGUCCUGCAACACUACUCUGCCUCUGCCUGAACAGGUUGCACCAUAUCUGCCCAAAGUAGCUGAAAAGGCUAAGGAACCCGGUGUGGUUCGUCUGUUUGGUGUGAAUUUGAUGGAGAACACCAACAAUGCUGCUGCUCCUACUGCUGGCAACGCAAGUGCCGGAGCCGGAGAAACUUCAGCCAGAGUUGCUGGUUCUGUUGAAGGCUCUGGUCAGCUGUCAGCAUUUUCAAAAGUAACAAAAGUCGCGAACGAGAGCCCCCGAGAAAUCCAAAGCCAACAGAAUAAUGCUGGAAGGAACCGUGUGAAGGUUCAAAUGCAUGGAAAUGCUGUGGGUAGAGCUGUGGAUCUAGCAAGUCUGGAUGGGUAUGAGGGGCUGACCAGUGAACUGGAACAGAUGUUCGAGAUAAAGGACAUCAAACAGAACUUUAAAGUGGCAUUCACCGACAACGAAGGUGACACCAUGAAAGUCGGAGAUGAUCCCUGGAUGGAGUUUUGCCGUAUGGUGAGGAAGAUAGUGAUCUAUCCCAUUGAAGAUGACAAGAACAUGGAUCCUCGUCAGACGUCGGUCUUAGCUGCUGCUCCAGAUCCGGAUCCCAAGGCUAACCUUUAGAAGGGCGGAGGGGUAGGAUUUUUGGAUCCUUCCACAGAUGAAGCAUUGGUUUGCAGAUUUGUGGUAUUGAAUCCUUUCUUCAGAAGCACCCCGAAGAAAGAUUGAUUGAUAACAUAGGUUUCCAGAAAGAAAAAUGGUGGUGACAAUUUCUCUUUAGUUGGCUGUCAAAAAAACAAACAAAAGAUUGACAAUGUCUCUUUAGUCGUUUGCUUAAAUAUAGUCGAAAAACCCUAAAGGAAUAAAGUCCGGGAGGUAUAAAGACUUCUGGUGUAAGUUGUGUACAUAUUAUAUGAGAGAUGACAAUCAUAUGACAUCUAGUUUAUGUCCUGUUUUAA
This is a messenger RNA of Aegilops tauschii subsp. strangulata, 2696 nucleotides long. Its product is annotated as auxin response factor 1. Gene Ontology annotation, cellular component: nucleus. The record is from RefSeq and is a predicted model, not a curated record. Lineage: Eukaryota; Viridiplantae; Streptophyta; Magnoliopsida; Poales; Poaceae. Gene Ontology annotation, molecular function: DNA binding. Gene Ontology annotation, biological process: response to hormone; regulation of DNA-templated transcription.